AACUGUGUGUCCUACCACCUCUAGUAAUGUCAUGGAAAUUGAACCCAUGUCCCCGGUUGGUGAAGCAUCGGACGGCUCGCAUGCUGGAGAAUUGCCGACAAAGGAAGUGGCUACCAAAGAGCUGCUUUUUGGUGAAAUGCUUACGGAAGAACCGAAUUGGUACCUACAGCAAACCUCAAAACGGCUGUUCAGGAAUAUACAGCUUCCGACUUGCGUGUCCAGACGGCGGGCGAUACUGCCACAGAACGCGUCCCGAGCGAAGACGCUCAUGCUGGGUUCCCAUCGAAGACGUCAUUUGAUGGAGAAACGAUUGUGUCGUCAUGCGAGGAGAAGGAGAAACUGAUCGCCUCCGCGCCCAGUAUCAUCAUUGUCUAUGCAUGCUCUCAAACGGAUUGCCUGGACCAUGACACCACUGCGACGCGGCCUGGAAGCGAGGAACAGGCUUUGUCUUCUGAUCUUGGUUUGACGCUGUCAAGUCCUAUUGACGAUACUCAUCGAAUCCUACCUUCCGCUAUUGAGGAGAUUGAUGCUUCAUUGGCGGGCACUGUGCCGGAAGCUGGACGGAAUGAGUCACAUUCCUUGUUGCCGAGAGAUUCUGGAUUGGCAAGCAGUCUUCUCGCAGUUCUGGUACCUGCGCUUGAAGCUACCCCC
Molecule: messenger RNA, 651 nt
Organism: Dacryopinax primogenitus
Lineage: Eukaryota; Fungi; Basidiomycota; Dacrymycetes; Dacrymycetales; Dacrymycetaceae
Exons: 2
Coding region: 47-343 (98 amino acids)
Source: RefSeq, a predicted model, not a curated record